GGCUCGUCUGGUGCACGUGAUAUUGAUGGUAUUGAGAAGGAAGGUGCCUGCCUCAACAACAACAGCCCUGCAACAACCUCAUCUUUCCCCAACAAACCAAAGUUGCAAUCGAAAUGAGCCAAGACAUGUCUGUGCAUGGUGCCGUUCCCAUCAAUUCGAAUCCAGUAACUCGAUUCUUUGAGAAUUUGCAAUCCGCUUUCCUCGAUGAAUUUGAGAAAGACGUGGCGAAUCUAUCCAUCACACUCAAAAAACGACCGACCCAGUUUGAAAUUUCAUCUGGCAAUGAUGGAGCGGAUGAAAUAAUCCUAGCCUUUGGAAAAGAUACGACCCCAAGGCAGAUAACUUACUCGUGGCCAGGAAAAUCUCCACAUGAGGCAUGGAGGUUCAGUUGUAUCCUUAGGGUGCUCUCUCUCAUAUUUGAGGCCGUUCAAGAUAAUUUGUUGAUUUCAAAAAGGAGCAUCUACUAUGACAAUCCUGACCUAUUCGGCUCACAGACAGUCGUGGAUAGCAUUGUUGAUGACAUCUCUUAUACUAUCGGAGUUAACAGGGCUUCUUUGCACGUGAUAUCUGUCGGCAAAGGGUUGAUUGCUGGAGCGGCUCGCAUUACAACAAAAGCCCAGUCCCUUUUUGACAUAUCAGCAGGAGAUGUACUUAUUCCCCGUCUUGCAGAUAUCAAAAGCCUUGAUUUAUCCGAGAUCAAAUGGAUUAUUAUCGUCGAAAAAGAGGCAGCUAACAAACAACAGGCGGUUUUUCGCAGACUCGUCCACAACCGAUUCUACAUGACAUCAACCGCUGGAAAGGGGAUUCUGCUUACGGGAAAGGGGUACCCCGACAUCUGUAGCCGUGAAUUCGUUCAUCUUCUCUCGGACAUCGUGGUACGGAAUCAAAGCUCGAUAAUUCCAGAUAUAAACAUCACAUCUCCAUCACAGAAGCCGCGGUUCUUUGCUUUGGUGGAUGGCGACCCUGAUGGCUUAGCCAUCAUGUCAACAUACAAAUACGGCUCUAUGGCUCAUGCGCACGAGAGUGCUCGUCUCAAUGUCCCAAGCCUAGAAUGGCUUGGGACACGAAUCUCCGACGUUAUUGCCGAAAUGACAAAGUUCGAGAAUGACGACUGGAUGUCUAUGUUAUUAUCUCGAAGGGAUACAAAGAAGAUCCAAACGUUAUUGAGUAACAACCCCGUGUUUGCCGAAGACGGGCCACAACCGGAUUGGAGAGCAGGUCUGCAGAUAAUGAUGAUGUUAAACAUAAAGGUCGAAACUGAAGUCCUGUACGAAGCAAGUGGUAGUUUAGAAAGGUGGAUCGAUUCUAAGAUGAUGUCUUUGUGA
This is a messenger RNA of Talaromyces proteolyticus, 1325 nucleotides long. Its product is annotated as putative meiosis-specific topoisomerase Spo11. Gene Ontology annotation, biological process: reciprocal meiotic recombination; meiotic DNA double-strand break formation; meiotic DNA double-strand break processing. The transcript is spliced from 7 exons. Lineage: Eukaryota; Fungi; Ascomycota; Eurotiomycetes; Eurotiales; Trichocomaceae. Gene Ontology annotation, cellular component: nuclear chromosome. Gene Ontology annotation, molecular function: DNA binding; DNA topoisomerase type II (double strand cut, ATP-hydrolyzing) activity; ATP binding. The record is from RefSeq and is a predicted model, not a curated record. Bases 114 to 1325 code for a protein of 403 amino acids.